Messenger RNA from Protopolystoma xenopodis, 660 nucleotides. The record is from the annotation of a GenBank genome assembly. Lineage: Eukaryota; Metazoa; Platyhelminthes; Monogenea; Polystomatidea; Polystomatidae.
AUGAAUCGCGCUGCCUUAAGUUCGGCUGGCGAGCCGGGAGAGUUGCAAGCCAUCCUACAAGAGAUGAACAUCAGGACGCGUCUGCGUCUCUCUCUGGAUCUGGUCAAAAAAGAAUAUGAGUUGGGCCGGCUGCAGCAUCAAAUUGGCAAAGAAGUCGAGGAGAAAGUGAAACAGCAGCACCGCAAAUAUAUGCUGUCUGAGCAAUUGAAAGUGAUAAAGCGUGAGCUUGGCCUUGAGAAAGACGAUAAGGAUGCCAUCGCGGAAAAGUUCAAGGCCAGAUUAAAGGAUCUGACUGUACCAAAAGCUGUCCAGGAGGUGAUUGAUGAAGAGCUGACCAAGCUCGGUCUUCUAGACAAUCACUCUUCUGAAUUUAAUGUAACUCGCAAUUACCUAGAUUGGCUGACUAAUUUACCUUGGGGCAUCACUUCCGUUGAAUCUCUUAACCUGGCCUCGGGCCGAGUGAUCCUUGAUGAGGACCAUUACGGUAUGGACGAUGUCAAGAAGCGCAUUUUAGUAAGUGAAUUUCUUCCAUCUUUGGCUUUUUUCACUAUGCCAGGGGAUGGCAACCAAUUCAUUCCUACCUCAUCUAUUUAUCUUGCUAAUCUCCAUUGCUUCUUUCCUUCUUUUUUUAGAAUAUUUAAAAACGGAGGUGUUAUCUGA